AUGCCUCGCCAAGGAGGACUGAUCAAGGUCCUCGGGACUGGUGUAGGGAUGGCAGCAGAGUACCACGAGCAUCGCAAGCAGAAGAAGCUCUCGCGCGAGAACAGCCAGCAAAGCGUCGACCAAACCAUUGCAGGUCCUUCCAAUCGACCCGAAAUCAGUACCAGGGAGCUCUCUGCUGCCUCCGACCUGCCUCCGGCGUACGAAGAUAUUGUUGACGAGCAUAACUCGUCGCUAGCGGCCGGACGACCGGUUGCAGACGACAAGAAAGCCGCGCUACGCCAGUACAACUCCGACUCCGAAUCCGACGACCUGGAAGAGUACGAGUAUGCAGAGCUCCAAGGAGACGAAGCAGCCUGGGACCUAGACGAAGCCGUCAGCCGCGAGCGCGGGAGGUCAACGCCCCCAGAUACACCGACCGAGACCUCCUCAGAUCCCGAGAGACUCGUCAGUGAGGUCCUCACCGCCAACCGUACGGCAUUGGCUGCAGCUCCAGCGUUCGAGCGUACCCAAAUCCCAUGCCCAGUCAUCAUACCCCAACGCCGGCCGCGGACAAAAGCUCGUGGGUUCGUGCGAGCCUACGCCCCGCUCUUGGGCGAAUGCAGCGGCAUCAGCCAGGAAACCUUCCUCCUCUUCCUCAAGAACUUCCACAAGGCCUCCCAAGCAUCGCCGGUCUUCCCCGUCAUCCGCAUGUCGGCGGCGAUAGCCGGCUUCGCACCAAGCGUGAUCGCAAUGGCCGUCACGACGGCCGUUCAAUUUGCUGCAGGCGUAGGGCAGGAGGUCCAGCAGCGGCAGCGGACCAACCAUUUCCUGGAUAGGAUGAACCAGGAGUUGUUCCAGCCGGCAGGGUUGUACGCCAUGAUCGUCAAGUACAAGCCUGAGGAUGAGCUGCAGAAGAACAGCAACAGUCUGCUAACGCGGCUCGGAGUGACUAGCGAGAAGGUCGACCUGAGCACGAACCAGACCAUUGCGAAGUACAGCCGCGCUCUAACCAGUGAAUCGGCCAGCAGCGGGCAGAGCAUGAGCCAGCGGAUGCAGGGCCUUCGCCUCUUCUCUCAGACGACAAAAGGCUCCUGCGCGAUUCCGGAGUCCGCACCAUUGAUCUUCCCAGAUGUUGACAACGCGGUGGCUCUCGAGGGCGAGGAGAGCUUCAAGGCCAAGGCGAAGGAUGCCAAAGGCUUUUUGGCCGAUUACUUCGACCGCAAAGCGCAAGCAAAGUAUGCAACGGCGGAUCCAAACUCGAGCUUGAACGUGCCGGACGAGCAGCGUGCGUUCCGCUCCAAGCUUGCGGACCCGAGUCAUCCGAUGUACAAUGGCGGAAUCGUCGGCUUCGUCAGUGGUGGUGCACUUACCCGAGAUCGCGCUGAGAGGGAUAACCGCAGGAACGAGAGGCGGUGGGAAAAAUAUGAGCGGAAAGACUUGCGCCGAGAAAGGAGAGACGAUCGAAAGGAUUUCCGUCGAGAAAUGAGAAACGAGCGCAAGGAUGAGAGACGUCUUGACAGGUUUGAGCGACGGCUCGACAAGGGCAGGAGUCUGAGCAGGAGUAGCGAAAGACGUCAUGAGGAUAUCAUGAUCCACCGAGAAAGAAGGGCUGGGUUACAGGGACGCGGACCGAUCGGCAUGCUUGCAGGUGCUGUCGCUGGCAGAGUCGAUAAUGGCCAGAGUAGAGAGUACGAGGAUGCGUACCGAAGCGGCUACGAUGGUCGCGAGAUGAGGAGAUCUUUUGAGGAUCGCAACUCCAGCUAUGGGCAGUGGAACACGCCUGCUCCUUAUAGCGGGCAACAGAGCUUCAACCCGAGCAGAGCGGCUCCGUAUGGUGGCCAAGGAUAUGUCCAGAACGAACGUGAGGUGCCCGGAGCGGCUGCCUACCGUGGGAGGAGGGCAGACCGAAGAGGAAGCCGCCAGAAGAAGGGCGGGCUCAUCAAGAAGAUCAUGACCGAGGACGUCCUAUACUUAUUGAUCGUGAACAUGCCCUCAGAAGAAGAGCUUGCGGAGGCCAGGGCGACAUUGGAGACGGCUAGAGGACAUUGA
Molecule: messenger RNA, 2028 nt
Organism: Saxophila tyrrhenica
Lineage: Eukaryota; Fungi; Ascomycota; Dothideomycetes; Mycosphaerellales; Extremaceae
Exons: 1
Coding region: 1-2028 (675 amino acids)
Source: RefSeq, a predicted model, not a curated record